Messenger RNA from Rhopalosiphum maidis (corn leaf aphid), 1530 nucleotides. Its product is annotated as serine/Arginine-related protein 53-like. The transcript is spliced from 6 exons. Lineage: Eukaryota; Metazoa; Arthropoda; Insecta; Hemiptera; Aphididae. The record is from RefSeq and is a predicted model, not a curated record. Bases 175 to 954 code for a protein of 259 amino acids.
UUGACAAUGUUUUGAAAUUUUGAAUUGUUUAUUUGUAUUUACUACUUUGGUGGUACGUACAUAAUUGGGAUUUGUACCUCAAAUUCUGUUUCUUAUUAUACGUUACUGAACUAGUUGAAUCAAGAACGUACAUAUUUCUCGCCAUUGGAUGUGGGAAUAAGAACUGGAAUAAUUAUGAGUAAGUAUUCGAGUGAUUCAAACUCGCGUGACAGAACUAGAAGUUAUAGUCGUUAUUAUAACCAAAGGCACAGGUCUUCAAGUUCUUCAUCUACAGAUAGUUCAAAAUAUUCAAGAAAAAAACAUUCAAGCAGAUCUGGAUCAAGAUACCAUAAAAAAUCGAAGCGUAGACACAGAUCCAAUAGUUCAUCAGAUCAUUCAUCGUCAAGACAUAAACGUUCAAGCCGUUCCUACCGGAGAGAUGAAAGUCGUUCAAAAAGAAAACAUCGUAGAAAAAGUUCAUCUACUAGUUAUGAAUCAAAUAACUCCAAUUCUUCAUUUAAAAAUCACCAAUCUAAAAGUUCUAAAACAAUCAAUGACAAUGAAAAAAAUAAAAAGUUACAAGAUGAUUUGUUAGUUAGAAAAUCUGAAACUAUUAACAAAAAUGAUCAUGAUGCAAAUUGGCUUCAAAAAAAUGUUUUGGAUAUUGUGAAAAGAGAAAAUUCAAUUGAACAGAUCAAUCAAGAAGGAUUUGUUUUUAAAGUUUUCAAUCCAUCAUCUGAACAAAAAGAAGAGAAAACUAUAGACAAAACCAAAUUUGAUGUUCCAAAAAUAAAAGAAGAAGUUACUAAUACUUUACCUACAGAAGAAUCAACUUUUAUUAUAUGCAAUCCAGAAAGAUUAUUGAAUGCAAGGUAUAAAUUACUUACAAAGCAAGAGCGGUGCUUUAACUGGGCAAAGAAAUUAUUUGAAUCUUACAAUCAGUCUGAGCGUAACGGUGGACAAUUUAAAGAUUAAUGUAACUGGAAGUAAUUUGUUCAAUAUUAAUUUUUUAAAUACGACUAGAAUUUGAUUUACAAGUACUAUCUUUAAACUAUUUUAUUAAUGUUUUUGUUUUUUUAUUUUUUUAAAUGAUCCAAAGACAUUGUAUUGAGAAAUUAUAUUUUUGCAAGGAUUUAAAUACGUUUAAGAAAAAUUAAAUCAACAUUCAAUUAACUUUUUUGAUAUUGUUUAUAUUUUAUUAACUCAUUAUAACUUAGUUCCAUCAGUGAAAGUAAGCAUCAAAAUAAAUAUUUGUAUUUAUAAAUAAAUUUACUCACCUGUAAACAUGGAAUCAGAAGUCAACUUCUUAUGAGUCAAAAGAAGAUCAGUUUUUAUAAAUACUAUAGUGAAUAAAGUGAUAAUUUUGUUGUAAUUAAAUUAUUUUUUUUACAUAAAAUAAUUUUAACUGUUAAAGCUGUUAUGGUUUAUAUUUAACAUGUUAAAUUAAACAUUGUAAUGUCACAAAAACAGCUGUUAACUGUUUUAAUACAACUUUUUUAAUAUGUCUAGUUUUUUAAAUAUAAUAUAUUAACAUAAAAUACAGAGUAUUUU